This is a messenger RNA of Microdochium trichocladiopsis, 414 nucleotides long. RefSeq lists its product as uncharacterized. The transcript has a single exon. The coding region runs from base 121 to 348 and encodes 75 amino acids. Lineage: Eukaryota; Fungi; Ascomycota; Sordariomycetes; Xylariales; Microdochiaceae. The record is from RefSeq and is a predicted model, not a curated record.
GGGGAAUGGGGGACAGAUAAGGCCACCCCGGGACGUUGGGAGGGUCUCCAGUACGGGUGAGGCGCGUGCAUGUAUGCUUGCGCUGACGAUGGUGAUGCUGCGGGUGACGAAUGAUGCUGGAUGUCCCGAAGGCGUGGGAUGAGAGGGAGGAGUGUUCGGACAAAGUGCCUUGACGGCGGAGCGCGUGAUUGGUCGAUGAGUCCGCGAGCUGAACCAAAAAUCUGGAGGCAAGGGGGGCCCCAUGUUGUGCUCCAGUACGUACUGUACCCUUUCCCAGAUCGUGCUUGUGUUGCUGAGGGCAGGGCCUGCCUGCGGGGGAAUGCGAUAGAGGGGGAAGAAGAAAAAUGAAACAGCAGGGCCCAGCCCAGCCCAGCCUAGCCCAAGGACCCGGAAGAAGGGGUGUGGGAAGCGGCG